This is a messenger RNA of Heterobasidion irregulare TC 32-1, 744 nucleotides long. RefSeq lists its product as uncharacterized. The coding region runs from base 1 to 744 and encodes 247 amino acids. Lineage: Eukaryota; Fungi; Basidiomycota; Agaricomycetes; Russulales; Bondarzewiaceae. The transcript is spliced from 5 exons. The record is from RefSeq and is a predicted model, not a curated record.
AUGACUUAUCGCCAACACUUUCCAGAGUUCAUAGGGUAUUCCGUCCAUUCCUGCUUUGCUGCUUGUAUUGCCUUCUCUACCUCCUGUUUGGACACAAGGUUGUUCAAUGGGGAGUUUUCAGCGUUUUGGAGUCUUUGUGUUUCUGGUAUCUCUCGAACACUGUUGAUUUUGGACCAAUACUUGCUUAUAGUUUCCCCUUUGUACGACCACUAUGCUUGUGCUUUACUUUGCACAUUGGACCGUCUCUUCUUUUCAAGGUGGUCAAGUUCACUAUGUAGCUAUUUAUCUUGUUGUCAAGUGUCUGUGGGUUAUUGCCACUCGUGCGGUGCUGUUGUUCUCCCCUCGGCAUCAUUUAUCAUAUGUAGUGGCCAGGUCCAUUGCCUUUGUCCUAUUUGUGGUGCGUCCCUUGGGGCAUAUCUCACUGAGACCAUACCGUGGUUGGUUGGGAUGUUGGUUAGUCCGGAUAACCAUUGGAAAAGGUGGGUUUGGUGUGAGGUCUCAGCAUAUAUUCUGUUGAGUCACGACAUGGUCCCUGUAUGGGACCUGAAAGUGAAUUGCCUAGUGGUGGAAAAGAUAUGUCGCCACUCAUCUUGGAGAUUCAGAGCAGACCUCAGUUCUCUUAGAGCUAUUGUUGUCUCUUUGCUGUCUGGUCUCGUUGGGGCCCGGUCAAUUGGGUCCUCUACUAAGUUGAAGUCCCCCAGCAUCAUGUCUGGUCUUGCAUUUGUGUUCAGUAUUUGCAUGUGA